AUGAACCUCGUGGGCAGCUACGCACAUCAUCACCACCAUCACCACCAUCACCAUCCGCACCCCGCGCACCCCAUGCUCCACGAGCCCUUCCUCUUCGGCCCUGCCUCGCGCUGUCACCAGGAGCGGCCCUACUUCCAGAGCUGGCUGCUGAGCCCCGCUGACGCCGCCCCGGACUUCCCCGCCGGCGGGCCACCGCCCGCAGCCGCGGCAGCCGCCGCCUCCUACGGUCCAGACGCCAGGCCCGGCCAGAGCCCCGGGCGGCUAGAGGCGCUCGGCGGCCGCCUGGGCCGGCGGAAAGGCUCAGGACCCAAGAAGGAGCGGAGACGCACAGAGAGCAUUAACAGCGCGUUCGCGGAGCUGCGCGAGUGUAUCCCCAACGUGCCGGCGGACACCAAGCUCUCCAAGAUCAAAACUCUGCGCCUGGCCACCAGCUACAUCGCCUACCUGAUGGACGUGUUGGCCAAGGACGCACAGGCCGGCGACCCCGAGGCCUUCAAGGCCGAACUGAAGAAGGCGGAUGGCGGCCGCGAGAGCAAGCGGAAAAGAGAGCUGCAGCAGCACGAAGGCUUUCCUCCUGCCCUGGGCCCAGGCGAGAAGAGGAUUAAAGGGCGCACAGGCUGGCCGCAGCAAGUCUGGGCGCUGGAGUUAAACCAGUGA
Molecule: messenger RNA, 657 nt
Organism: Odocoileus virginianus texanus
Lineage: Eukaryota; Metazoa; Chordata; Mammalia; Artiodactyla; Cervidae
Gene: HAND1
Product: heart and neural crest derivatives expressed 1
Biological process (GO): regulation of transcription by RNA polymerase II; heart development
Molecular function (GO): protein dimerization activity; DNA-binding transcription factor activity, RNA polymerase II-specific; RNA polymerase II transcription regulatory region sequence-specific DNA binding
Source: RefSeq, a predicted model, not a curated record